CAUAACAUAUAUCUUUAUAGCCAUGAUAGAAGUCCCCUCAAAACAACACCGAAAACCCCCAGUUACACAUACCAGGGAGCUCUAAUUGGAUGCGAGAGGUCCCUAGGACAGGCACCCGCGUAACAGAGCAACGACCACCCAAAAGGAUACCAUAUCCCGAGACGACAGCGAUAGCAACGACAGCACCUUCAAAACACAAAUGCCACCAUCCCCAAUGUCGGUUGCACCAAAAUCGCAAUUUACAUCAAAAUAUAAAGCAGACCCAGCAACACAACCAGAGGUUGAUGUCAUGGUCUUGGACUAUCUCGUGUGCAAUGCAAUCAACGCGAUACUGAGAUCACGAAUUGCAGAAAGACAAGGACAAGCACACAGCUGGGAUGUUGCCGGACUUCUGAGCCUGUCCAGUAAAUUCGAAUAUAUCUUCUCGCGCACCCAUGCUGAAGCCCCCUUCUCGCAGGACCUGGUCAUAAAGCUGCAGCUCCUAGCUUUCAUUAGUCGUUUCCUUUGCCGUUCAAUGUUGGAAAAGCCAUUCUCUCCAUCAACCAGGAAAAACGAACGUGCCGACAAGGGAAUUUCCGGAAUACCCCCCACGGUCAGCCAGUCUCUACAUAGCUUGCUGUCGUCCGAGUCACGAGAGUCUCGAGUUGAUACAACUGUUCUGGAUGGAAGUAGUCACCCAGUGCCAUCGCUUAACAGCAGGCACACGAAGGGGAAAGCAAUACCACUGUUAGACACUAUCCCCGAUCUCAUAGCACUCUGUACACUUGCAGCUGCCGAAGUAUCGGAAGAACGGUGGCUUGGCCUUCUCGCCAGGUUUAUGCUGCAAGCUAGCCUCGAAACAUACCUAGAUCAUGGAGAAGCGUCACCAGAGCACCUCAAUAGGUGUUUUACCUGGACUCCCACAGAGCCCAGUCGUGCACUCAAGUGGGAACAAGAACGGACUAGAUACUUGGACCAUUUGCAACCACGAGCCGGAGACUCUCUUUACACCCAUCUGGAAAAUCUAUCGAAGGAGUUCUCGAUGUUCCAACUAGAGGGCAUAGUAAUCGAGUUUCUCGUUGAGCUUGUGAGAAUGCUAAAACCGCCUGUGUUAAUCCAGCUCGAGCGAGGGAAACUCGAAGGACUCAGCUACGCAGAAACAUUAAUGUUUAAGGGUCAAGCAGGACUUUGAUCCAUCUACUUUUUUAUAGACCUGUACUUUUACGUGACAUACUCCUAAUACUACCAAGUCUAAAAAAGAAGAGCAGAGGAGUGGAAGUCACAGCAGUGAUAUAGUAAAGUAAUCAGUGCUUCCCUAGAUUUCGUUG
Molecule: messenger RNA, 1307 nt
Organism: Monascus purpureus
Lineage: Eukaryota; Fungi; Ascomycota; Eurotiomycetes; Eurotiales; Aspergillaceae
Source: the annotation of a GenBank genome assembly